UUGAAAAUGCGACGGUAUAUUACGGUAUAUCUUAUCGAUAAAUAAAAUGCCAGCGAGGCUUCCUGGCUUCCGGCAUGCCGAACACUCGUUCACUUUGUUCAAGUCUGUCGCCGGAAUCGCAUAGACUGUGAUAUCUCAUUCAAUUUAUUCGAGACUCUCCUAUAAUCCAACAUGGGCAAGGAAAAGAUUCACAUCAACAUUGUCGUCAUUGGACACGUCGAUUCUGGCAAGUCCACGACCACCGGUCACUUGAUCUACAAGUGCGGUGGUAUCGACAAGCGUACCAUCGAGAAGUUCGAGAAGGAGGCUCAGGAGAUGGGCAAGGGCUCCUUCAAGUACGCAUGGGUUUUGGAUAAAUUGAAGGCCGAGCGUGAGCGUGGUAUCACAAUCGAUAUCGCUCUGUGGAAGUUCGAGACUGCCAAGUACUACGUCACCAUCAUCGACGCCCCCGGCCACAGAGAUUUCAUCAAGAACAUGAUCACUGGUACCUCCCAGGCUGAUUGCGCUGUCUUGAUUGUGGCUGCCGGUACUGGCGAGUUCGAGGCUGGUAUCUCUAAGAACGGCCAGACCCGCGAGCACGCCCUGCUUGCCUUCACCCUGGGUGUGAAGCAGCUGAUCGUUGGUGUGAACAAGAUGGAUUCGUCCGAGCCACCAUACAGCGAGUCGCGUUAUGAGGAAAUCAAGAAGGAAGUCUCCUCGUACAUCAAGAAGAUCGGCUACAACCCAGCCGCCGUCGCCUUCGUGCCCAUCUCCGGAUGGCACGGCGACAACAUGUUGGAACCCUCUACCAACAUGAACUGGUUCAAGGGAUGGAAGGUGGAGCGCAAGGAUGGCAACGCUGACGGCAAGACCCUCAUCGAAGCUCUGGACGCUAUCCUCCCCCCAGCUCGCCCAACCGACAAGGCCCUGCGUCUGCCCCUGCAGGAUGUCUACAAAAUUGGCGGUAUUGGAACAGUACCCGUCGGUCGUGUGGAGACCGGUGUCCUGAAGCCCGGUACCCUUGUUGUGUUCGCCCCGGCCAACAUCACCACUGAGGUUAAGUCUGUUGAGAUGCACCACGAAGCCCUCGUCGAGGCCGUUCCCGGUGACAACGUUGGCUUCAACGUUAAGAACGUCUCCGUCAAGGAGCUGCGUCGUGGCUACGUUGCUGGCGACUCCAAGGCCAACCCACCCAAGGGCGCUGCCGACUUCACCGCUCAGGUCAUCGUGCUGAACCACCCUGGCCAGAUCGCCAACGGCUACACCCCAGUGUUGGAUUGCCACACCGCUCACAUUGCUUGCAAGUUCGCUGAGAUCAAGGAGAAGGUUGACCGUCGUUCCGGCAAGACCACCGAGGAGAACCCCAAGUUCAUCAAGUCUGGUGAUGCUGCCAUUGUCAACUUGGUGCCCUCCAAGCCUCUGUGCGUGGAGUCCUUCCAGGAGUUCCCUCCUCUGGGUCGCUUCGCUGUCCGUGACAUGAGGCAGACCGUUGCUGUCGGUGUCAUCAAGUCUGUCAACUUCAAGGAUGCCUCCGGUGGCAAGGUCACCAAGGCCGCCGAGAAGGCCACCAAGGGCAAGAAGUAGCUGGUUUGCUCCCACUCAACAACACUAGCAGCAGCAGCAGUAACAAGCGGAAGCGCAAGCAGAAGCAGCAAGCAUAUAAUCAACAACCUAAUGCAGACACAACCCACACUCAACAAUACCAGCAACAAGCACAACAGCAACAGUAGUAUAGCAAGAACACCUGUCCCUGACCUGAGCAAAAUGAACGAUAAGAUGAAGUUCCAGAAGAAGCAAAAGUUUAAUUUUUUCCAUCGAAAAGAGUUUCGUAGGAUACGAAUGUCAACGAACGCUGUCGAAGCCGCCUGAAUGCGAUGGUGGAUUGGCAGGAGCGCACACGAAACACAACCACUCCUCCUUCAACCAUCCUCCCUCCAUCGAUCUUUAGUUUACUAUGUAUGGAUAUGAUGUGCCAUCAUAUCUAGAUGUCUUGAGUAGCGAGCGCGCGUAGCAUUUAUAUCGAUUAAAUUAACCUUUGUUCUUUGAUUUGUAUCAUUUAUCUUACCCUCAUUUUGCACACACACACAACUACUUUGUAUACAUGAAAAAAAAAGAACCAGAAUAGAAGCGAUAACUUUAUUUACAAAAAAUAAAAA
Molecule: messenger RNA, 2135 nt
Organism: Drosophila pseudoobscura
Lineage: Eukaryota; Metazoa; Arthropoda; Insecta; Diptera; Drosophilidae
Gene: eEF1alpha1
Product: eukaryotic translation elongation factor 1 alpha 1
Exons: 2
Coding region: 172-1563 (463 amino acids)
Biological process (GO): translational elongation; translation
Molecular function (GO): GTPase activity; translation elongation factor activity; GTP binding
Source: RefSeq, a predicted model, not a curated record